AUGGCUCCAGCGAGAGUACUCGAAGAGAUUCCCUGGUCGUCUCCGGCACAUCCGAUCUCCAUCUAUGAUGGACCGCCACGGAAUGUCGCCGCGAUCCAGGGCGUUCAGUUCGACCCAUCUUUGCAGCCCAAGCAUUACGAGAUCGCCGGCACGGAUCCGGACUCCAAAGUGCUCUUUGUUGAUGUGGAGAUCUUGGACUCGACGGGAAGGCUUCCAUACAGGGGAGAUGUAUUGAUUGAAGGCAAGCGAUAUACGGCAGUGGGCAAGGUCGAGAACAAAGACGCCUUGAUGAGAGACCCGAGCGUUCGAGUGUUUCAUGGCCGUGGCAGGACGCUGAUGAGUGGGCUGGGCGAUGCGCAUACCCAUUGCAGCUGGAACGGGGGCGACCUGAAUGCACUGGGAGACCUUGGGGUCGAGGAACACACCUUACUGACGGCCCGAUCAGCACGAACGUAUAUAGACAGCGGAUACACCAUGUGUUUCGGUGCAGCAUCUGCGAAGGAGCGCCUAGACAUCGUCAUCAGAGAUGCCAUCAAUGCUGGAGACAUCCCGGGGCCACGGUAUCUCGCCAACGGGAAAGAGAUGGCGCGGCGCGAGGGGGAGCUGGUGGCAAGCAUCACGGCCUUUGCCGAUGGUCCCGAAGAGAUGCGUGAGGUUAUUGAUCACCACAUCAAGCUGGGUGUUGAUCAGAUCAAAUUGUCCAUGUCUGGAGAAGAGAUAUGCGAGAUUCGCUCCGCACAGGACUGCUACUUCACGGACGCGGAGACUGCUGCUUGCGUCGAUGAAGCACACAAACAAGGCAAGAGGCUCUGCGCCCAUGCUCGGGCCCGAGACAGCGUCAAGAUGUGCGUCAAGCACGGCGUGGACGUCAUCUACCACGCCUCGUAUAUCGAUGAGGAAGGAAUGGACAUGCUGGAGCAGGCCAAGACCAAACAUAUCGUCGCGCCGGGCAUCAACUGGCUGGUUGCUACCCUGCAUGAUGCUGAAGCUUUCGGAUACACACACGAGAAAGCCGAACAGGUCGGAUACAAGAAAGAACUCGAGACAGCGAUCCGAGGCCUGCGCGAGAUGCAUCGACGUGGAAUCGUGGUGCUCCCAGGAGGCGAUUACGGCUUCGCAUGGACACCUCACGGCACAUACGCGCGAGACCUCGCCCACUUCAAAGACCUGAUCGGCUUCACCGCGCACGAAAGCAUCAUCGCCGCCACGUACGGGGUGGCCAAGUUAAUGAUGCGGGAAAACGAGAUGGGCCAGGUCAAGGUUGGCAACUAUGCUGAUUGCGUUCUGAUCGAUGGGAACCCAUUGAAGGAGAUCGAGGUGUUGCAAGAUCACGACCGGAUGAAUAUCAUCAUGAUCAAUGGCCGCGUCCAUAAAGCAGGGAGGAAAGAGUACCUGGCACCGCCGGUCGCGGGCUCGGACGGCGACGCGAGUGCGAUCGUGCCAGAUUUGAAGGAUUUGAGUGUCAAUGGGAAGCCGAAUGGCAGACCCCAGGAGAGGAGAGAUUCGGGGAUUGCAUGA
Molecule: messenger RNA, 1518 nt
Organism: Cyphellophora europaea CBS 101466
Lineage: Eukaryota; Fungi; Ascomycota; Eurotiomycetes; Chaetothyriales; Cyphellophoraceae
Exons: 7
Coding region: 1-1518 (505 amino acids)
Molecular function (GO): hydrolase activity, acting on carbon-nitrogen (but not peptide) bonds
Source: RefSeq, a predicted model, not a curated record